Molecule: messenger RNA, 933 nt
Organism: Sorex araneus (European shrew)
Lineage: Eukaryota; Metazoa; Chordata; Mammalia; Eulipotyphla; Soricidae
Product: olfactory receptor 13
Exons: 1
Coding region: 1-933 (310 amino acids)
Biological process (GO): G protein-coupled receptor signaling pathway
Cellular component (GO): membrane
Molecular function (GO): olfactory receptor activity; G protein-coupled receptor activity
Source: RefSeq, a predicted model, not a curated record
AUGGGGGGAAAUCACACAACAGUGACAGAAUUCAUUCUAUUGGGAUUUCCCCUGGGUCUGAAGAUCCAGGCGGUUCUCUUUGGCCUCUUCUCCCUGUUCUAUGCCUUCACCUUGCUGGGGAACGGGGUCAUCCUGGGGCUCAUCUCCCUGGACUCCAGACUGCACACCCCCAUGUACUUCUUCCUGUCCCACCUGGCCAUUGUGGACAUCGCCUACGCCUGCAACACGGUGCCCCAGAUGCUGGUCAACCUCCUGGAUCCAGCCUCGCCCAUCUCCUAUGCCGGCUGCGUCACGCAGACUUUUCUCUUUUUGACCUUUGCUCACACCGAAUGUCUCCUCCUGGUGGUGAUGUCCUAUGACCGGUACGUGGCCAUCUGCCACCCCCUCCGCUACUCUGUCAUCAUGAGCUGGAGGGUGUGCAUCUCCCUGGCAGUGACCUCCUGGACCAUUGGAGUUCUUUUAGCCUUGGUGCAUCUCAUUUUACUCCUUCCCUUGCCCUUCUGUGGACCCCAGAGAGUUGAUCACUUUUUCUGUGAGAUUAUAGCCGUGCUCAAGCUCGCGUGCGCAGACACGCACAUCAAUGAGAUCAUGGUUCUGGCCGGAGCCGUGUCUGUGCUGGUGGGACCGUUGUCCUCGAUUGUGAUCUCUUACGCUCACAUCCUCUGGGCCAUCCUGAAGAUCCAGUCGGGAGAAGGGCGUCAGAAAGCCUUCUCCACCUGCUCCUCCCACCUCUGUGUGGUCGGACUCUUUUAUGGCACCGCCAUCAUCAUGUAUGUUGGACCCAGAUACGGGAACCCCCAGGAGCAGAAGAAAUAUCUCCUGUUGUUCCAUAGCCUCUUCAAUCCCAUGCUGAACCCCUUCAUCUACAGUCUCCGGAACAAAGAAGUCAAGGCUGCUCUGAAGAGAAUGGUUACCAAAGACAGAAGCCCCUGA